Molecule: messenger RNA, 204 nt
Organism: Sporothrix brasiliensis 5110
Lineage: Eukaryota; Fungi; Ascomycota; Sordariomycetes; Ophiostomatales; Ophiostomataceae
Exons: 2
Coding region: 1-204 (67 amino acids)
Source: RefSeq, a predicted model, not a curated record
AUGAAGUACUCUCUCUGCAUCGCUGCCCUCAUCUCCGUCGCCCUUGCCGUGACGCACGAGGAGCACCAAGCCUUCAUCCGCCGCCAGAGCAACGUCCAAAACUCUGUCAGCGCCAACGUACCGGCCAUGACGGACCAGAACGGCAACGUCGUCCCCUUUGACGCGUCCAAGGUCUACAUGGCCGGCCAGGCCGCAGGUCUCUAA